GUGCGUAUCCUCAAGAAGAAGAAGGCCGGGAGCGGGAACAAAGCCGUGCAGGCUCGCCUGCAUGGUGUCCCAGGUGCGUGGUCUCAGUCGAAGAAGGCGGAGGCGGGGACGAGCCGGCCGGAGCGCUUUUCCUCAACCAAUAUGUUCCAGGCGCGUGCUCGGAGGCGGGAGCGCUUAUCCUCAACCAAUAUGGGGUCCCAGGUGCGUGCUCUCGCGGACCAGGUGGCAGGGUGGCACGAAUUCUCAGGGAAGGUAGUGGCAGAAAUCAAUGGGGUGGAACGAAGCUGUGCAGGCUCGCCUGCAUGGUGUCCCAGGUGCGUGGUCUCAGUCGAAGAAGGUGGAGGCAGGGACGAGGCCGGAGCACUUAUCCUCACCCAAUAUGGGGUCCCAGGUGCGUGGUCUCAGCCCGAAGAAGGCGACGAGGCCGGAGCGCUUUUCCUCAACCAAUAUGUUCCAGGCGCGUGCUCGGAGGCGGGAGCGCUUAUCCUCAACCAAUAUCGCUGUCCUCAACCAAUGUGGGGUUCCAGGUGCGUGGUCUCAGUCGAAGAAGGCGGAGGCAGGGACGAGGCCGGAGCACUCAUCCUCAACCAAUAUGGGGUCCCAGGUGCGUGGUCUCAGCCCGAAGAAGGCGACGAGGCCGGAGCGCUUUUCCUCAACCAAUAUGUUCCAGGCGCGUGCUCGGAGGCGGGAGCGCUUAUCCUCAACCAAUAUGGGGUCCCAGGUGCGAAAGCGGAGGCGGGGACGAGGCCGGAGCGCUUAUCCUCGACCAACGUGGAGUCCCAGGUACGCGAUCUCGGCCCGAAGAAGGUGAAGGUGGGGUGCUUGAAGCCAGAAGAAGGCGAGCUUCAAGAGGAGGCGACAACAGGCUCGAAGGACUUACUCUCAGAAGACGUUCUCGGCGCGUGGUCUCAACCUGAAGAAGACGGAGGCGGCGACAAGGUGCGCGGUCUCAACUUGAAGAGGAUGGAGGCGGGUGUCCUCAACCAAUAUCGGGUCCGAGGUGCGUGGUCUCAACUCGAACAGGUGCGGAAGUUCAAGAUGAAGAAGACACAGGUGUGGAAGUUCAAGCUGAAGAAGACAGAGGCGUGGAAGCUCAAGCUGAAGAAGGGCAAGGACAAGGCGCUCAUCCUCAAGCAGAAUGCGGGCAAGCCACGAAAGAGCCGCCACGUUUAUCCUCAACCAGAAGAGGGCCAGGGGGUACAGCCGCCACGCUUAUCCGGUGCCAGGCGAAGAGGUGCAGCCGCCACGCUUAUCCUCAACCAGAAUGGGGGCCAGGGGAAAGAGGCGCAGCGAAGAGGUGCAGCCGCAACGCUUAUCCUCAACCAGAAUGGGGGCCAGGGGGAAGAGGCGAAGAGGUGCAGCCGCCACGCUUAUCCUCAACCAGAAUGGGGGCGAAGAGAUGCAGCCGCCACGCCUAUCCUCAACCAGAAUGGGGGCCAGGGGGAAGAGGCGCAGCCGCGAAGAGGUGCAGCCGCCACGCUUAUCCUCAACCAGAAUGGGGGCGAAGAGGUGCAGCCGCCACGCUUAUCCUCAACCAGAAGCGCUUAUCCGGUGCAAGGCGAAGAGGUGCAGCCGCCACGCCUUAUCCUCAAACCAGAAUGGGGGGCCAGGGGCAAAAAGGCGCAGCCGCCACGCUUAUCCUCAACCAGAAUAGGGGCCAGGGGGUACAGCCGCCACGCUUAUCCGGUGCCAGGCGAAGAGGUGCAGCCGCGAAGAGGUGCAGCCGCCACGUUUAUCCUCAACCAGAAUGGGGGCCAGGGGGAAGAGGCGCAGCCGCCACGCUUAUCCUCGACCAGAAUAGCAGCCGCCACGCUUAUCCGGUGCCAGGCGAAGAGGCGAAGAGGUGCAGCCGCCACUGGGGGCCAGGGGGAAGAGGUGAAGUGGUGCAGCCGCCACGCUUAUCCUCAACCAGAAUGGGGGCCAGGGGGAAGAGGCGCAGCCGCCACGCUUAUCCUCAACCAGAAUGGGGGCCAGGGAGAAGAGGCGCAGCGAAGAGGUGCAGCCGCCACGCUUAUCCUCAACCAGAAUGGGGGCCAGGGGAAAGAGGCGCAGCCGCCACGCUUAUCCUCAACCAGAAUGCAUGGGGGCCAGGGGCUACAGCCGCCACGCUUAUCCGGUGCCAGGCGAAGAGGUGCAGCCGCCACGCUUAUCCUCACCCAGAAUGGGGGCCAGGGGGACGAGGCGCAGCCGCCACGCUUAUCCUCAACCAGAAUAGGGGCCAGGGGGUACAGCCGCCACGCUUAUCCGGUGCCAGGCGAAGAGGUGCAGCCGCCACGCUUAUCCUCAACAAGAAUGACGCUUAUCCG
Molecule: messenger RNA, 2306 nt
Organism: Symbiodinium sp. CCMP2592
Lineage: Eukaryota; Dinophyceae; Suessiales; Symbiodiniaceae
Source: the annotation of a GenBank genome assembly